UAUUUGGCACGUGAGCAUCGAGUGGAAGUAUCGCUGGCGUUCUAGGGGUGGCAGUUCGUAUUAUGAUGUUGCUGGUGUAGCGGCAACAUCUCGAAGAUAGCCGGUCCAGCUGAAAAUCGCGAAAUGGUGACCACAAAUAGCUAGGCUUUACGGGCCAACAGAGAAAUAUUAUACCAGAGAUCGAUCGGUUGAGAUUUCAGAAAGUGCGGUUGCUAUGAUGCAAAAGUAAUCAAGCGGUGAUUGCAAAGUGAAGUGAUCAGUAAUCAAAACUCAAGUGGCAAGAGAGCGGAGGAAAAAAAGUGACUUAGGCACAUGCAACAACUGAAUACGGAUACGCUUUUCAAGCCCUGAACAGCCGCCGACCCACGAACCCACCCACAAGUCAAGAUGCACCUGUUCUUCGUGCUAAUUUCGUGCCUGGUGAGCUCCGCGCACUGCUGGCAGUUCGACGGAGGAGGUGGAAGUGGAUCCCAUCGGCGGACCAGGAACACGGGAAGGAGUCCUCCUCCGCCGCCAGCCGGAGGCAGGGGAUCCGCCGCCCUGCUGGGCUCCCAGCAGCAGGACAUCCUCUACGCCUGUCCCCUCAACUCCAUGUGCCAGUGCGCCGGGCUGCCCAACGAGACAAGCACCCUGAUUGAGAUUAAUUGCAACGAGGUGGCCCUGUACAAGUUUCCAGAGUUCAUGCACAGCAGUGUGCGAUACAUCGAGAUGUCCAACACCCACCUGCAAAGUGUCGACGAUGAGACCUUCCAGGGGCUACGUCUCAAGACACUGAAGCUAAUCGACAACGAGCUGCAGGAUAUAUCCGAGCGGAGCUUCAGUACGAUGACACACUCGCUGAUGACACUGGAUAUAUCUGGCAACAAGAUGCAGCAUUUACCGCUGGAUGCACUGCAGCGAUUGCACUCCCUAUCGCGACUGGUGGCGCAACGAAACCACAUUACCACCUUGGAUGGCAACUGGGAUGCCCAGCAUGACACCCUGCGCUCCCUGCAUUUAUCGGACAACGAUAUUACGGAAGUGGCUCCGGGAGGUGGAUCCAUAGAGGUGAUAUCCCCAAAUGACAAUAGUUCACAGCCCUCCAGCUUGGCCGCAGUGCAAACGAGAUUGGAGACCAGUAAUUCCCUGUAUCCACCAUCACCAAGUUCUGGCGAUAGGACGAUGGGAGGUCGUCCCUUCGAGCAGCUGCAAAAACUGCUAUGGCUGGAUCUGUCCAACAAUCGUAUCUACCAUGUGGCUGGAAACUAUCUGCCGCGUUCCCUGGUGACCAUGGAUUUGUCCAGUAAUCUUCUCACGGUCUUCCCUCAACAACUUUUCGAACAACUUCCUGAGUUACGGAUCGUGAGUCUGAGGGAUAACCUUAUAAAGAGUGUUCAGUGGAAGGAGCUGCAAGUGAGGCCACUGCGAAUGCACCUAGAACGCCUGGAUCUGGGGCAGAAUUGCAUUGAGAGUCUGGAGUCUGACUAUUUCCAGCAGAACUACUCAGAUGUCCAUCUGAGGGCUUUGAAUCUGGAGCAAAACUUUGUUACCCAACUUCCAGAGGCAGUGUUUAAGGCCACAGGCAUAGCCCAUCUGGUAUUGGCCUUCAAUGCGAUCAGUCGAGUGCAUCCUGCGGCCUUUGAUGGUCUAACUGAGACUCUGGAGUAUCUGGAUCUGGAGAGGAACCGCCUGACCACGGUUCCCGUAGCCCUUUCCUCCCUGCAUCGCCUGAAGUAUCUUUACUUGACUUCAAAUCAGAUUAGUCAGCUUAACAAUCUUCCCUCGUUCACGGAAAACCUACGUGUCCUGAGUUUAAGUGGCAAUAACUUUACGAUGAUUCCAGUUCUAGGAUUGAAGAAUUACACCCAGCUAUCAUACUUGAACAUGGGUUACAACUCUAUCACAGACAUUCCCGAGGGCAUCUUCGCCGUGGAUUCCUGGGGCAGCAAUCUGCAAACUAUACUUCUAAGAAACAACAAGAUAACCCAUCUUCAUCUUGGCUCCUUUGCGGGCUUGGAGCAGAUUCAGGAGAUAAGUUUGAGUUUCAACGAUAUCACCAUACAUCAUCCUCUGGUUUUCGAGAAUGUCUCGCGAACCUUGAAGAUUCUGGAACUCUCGUUUGCUGUCUUCCCAGCCAGAAGUCUGGAGAGUCUGGAUCCAUUAGAUGCCCUUCUCCCACUUUCCCAGCUCAUUUGGCUGGGCCUGGACAACAAUAACCUGAAGCAGGUCUCCAAUGAGUCCUUCGCACAGAUGAGAGAGUUAAGCUACAUCAAUCUGAGCUUCAAUCAGCUGAAAACACUGCCCCGCGGUCUCUUUCAGUCCGAUGUUCACAGCCAUCUGGUGGAAAUUGAUUUGUCCUACAAUGCCUUGGAGCGAUUGGAGGCGGAGACAUUUCACAGUCUGGGGGACUUGCAGACACUCAAUCUGCAAUCGAAUCGCCUGAGGACGAUAGCCCGUCAUGCCUUUCACAAUCUGGAGUUCCUACGCUAUUUGGAUUUGUCCCAUAAUCGCCUGGUUAAUAUAUCCCAUGGAGCCUUUACAGUUAUGCCCAAUCUGGCUGCUUUGGAUCUGAUGCACAAUCAGCUGUGCUCGUUGUCCUUAAAGUCCUUUCUCUAUGUUUCCAAUACCACAACGCCACUGCGACUCAAUGUGAGUCAUAAUCACAUAUCCACUUUCUAUGAUGAGCUGAGCAGCUAUAUGUAUAUUUACCAACUGGACAUCAGUCACAACCAUGUGUCCAAAUCGGAUAGCUUUACGAAUCUGGCCAAUACGCUGAGGUUCCUUAACCUGGCCCACAAUCAGUUGGGUUCCCUGCAAAGCCAUGCCUUUGGGGACUUGGAAUUCCUGGAGAUCCUUAACGUGGCCCACAACAAUCUCACCUCGCUGAGGCGUCGCAGUUUUCAGGGCUUGAAUAGCCUACAGGAACUGGAUUUGAGUCACAAUCAAUUGGAUCAGCUGCAGGUGGAACAGUUCUCGAACCUCAGAAAGUUGAGAAUCCUGCGGAUCAACUCGAAUAGAUUGAAAGCUCUGCCAAGGGAGGUCUUCAUGAACACGCGACUGGAGUUCCUGGACAUAGCCGAGAACCAGUUGAGUGUGUGGCCUGUGCCGGCCUUCACCGACAUCGGGUUCACCCUGCGCUCCAUCCAGAUGUCGCACAACAAUCUGGAGUACUUGGAUGCCUCGAUGUUCAUCAACUCGCAGUUCCUGUACGACAUCAGCUUGGCCCGCAACCGCAUCACCAUACUGCCGGACAACACGUUCAGUUUCCUGAACAAUCUGACCAAUCUGGACCUCUCGCAGAAUCCCCUGGUGACGACCAACCUGCGGGAGGUGUUUGUCCACACCCCGCGGCUGCGGCAGCUGAGCCUGCACCACAUGGGCCUGUAUGUCCUGCCGCCGCUGAAGCUGCCCCUGCUCUCCUACCUCGACGUGAGUGGCAACUAUCUGCAGGAGCUGUCGCCACUGGGCUCCCUGCGCCACCUGCGUCACGUCAAUGUCUCGCACAACAAACUCACGAAUGCCAGCUGUGCGGCGGAGCACUUGCCGCCAUCGGUGAGGGUCCUGGACCUGGCCCACAAUCCUUUGAGAAGGAUCACGCUGCACGAUUUGGCCAGUUUGCGGCAUUUGGCCGAACUGAAUAUCCUGGACGUGAAGGUGGCCAAUCCGCAGGCCUUUUCCAAACUGCGUUCGUUGAGGAAACUGCAUGCCAGUUCGCAUGCGAAUCUGGGCGAGAUUGUGGCCAGGCUGUCGGGGCUGCAGCAGCUGAGGGUCCACUGCCUGGAGCCGAAUAUUAACCAGCAGCUAUUUGCCAAGUUGGCCAAUAACACGAAAAUCCGGCUACUCGAGCUUUAUGGCAGCAAUGUCCAGACCAUCGCCCCGGAUGUCUUCAGCGGAUUGUCGAGGAGUCAGCGCCUCCAGGUGAAGAUCUCGCACACCCGCAUCUCUGAUCUGCCACCCGGGAUUUUCUAUGCCCUGCGGGAGGUUCCCCACCUGUCCAUCGACAUCUCGCACAAUCGCAUCAACGCCCUCGCAGCCGACAGCUUCUAUCCCAACAAGAGCUACUGGGAUGCGGUGGGCACGAGGAGCAUCAUGGGUGGGCUCAUCACCUCGCACAAUCCCCUGGAAUGCGAGUGCGGCCUGGUGUGGUUCGGCCACUGGCUGAGGCGAUGGCUGAGGGAGUCCGCCCAGAUCAAGGUCAUCCAGAAGGACGACCUCAAGCGCAUGGUCCAGUUACCCCUAUCGAUUGCCGAUAUGCGCCGAGCCCGUGCCAACACCUGCCACGACCCGACUUCGGGUCGGCACCUGCCCAUCCUGGAGAUCUUUCCCGAGGACCUGCUCUGCCAGGCGAGUGCGCUGAGCAGUUCUGGCCAGCGGAUAUUCCUGUUACCCUUCGCAAUGGCCCUGCUGAUACCCAUCGUGAUGACGACCAUGACUCUCUGAUGUUGGCUUUAGUUGCCGGCGAAGUAAGUUUAUAGCACAUCGAAACGGAGGAGCUGGCCUUCCUAGCUCCCAACUUCGCUCCUGUGGCGAACUGCUGAAGAUACUCAACUGAUGGUUGCCUGUAUGAUAUGUACAUAUAUAAAUAUAUAUAAAAAUCGAGAACAACUUAAACUAAUCGGUAGCUACGAAUUUUUGGGAUUUAGCUAAUGGUGAGAGGCGGCCCGUAACAAUAAAGAUACAGUUAAUUGAAAGACAAGCAAAUCGGUUUAUGUCCACUCGUAAUUGAUAAGUUUUAUAUGCAUACGAACAAAGUGUAUUUAUAAGUAGUGGAACAAGUCAUGUGCUGGGCUGAUUUUCUCCUCCUCGGUUUUGCAUUUAAGUUUCUUCCGACUGCUGACUUUGAUUUUCAUUGAGAAAAUUUGUGAAGCUCGUCACCAAAAGUAAUUUCUUCCGCUCAUAACCUUCCAGCAUAAAGUUGAACUUGUAGUUGGCUAAACUCCAACUUAUUCCACAUUUUACGUAAUAUCCCUACCCCCAGUGCCCAAUGCAUGACUUUGUGUCUUGGCCAACAUUUAAGGUAAUUAAUGCAAUUGAUUACGUACACAGAACCAUACACACACCAGCGAACAUAUGAUGAUUCCUAACACACUCACACACUUAGAGCCUAGUUAAUAAACAGUUUUGCAUCUCCAUAGAUCAACCUAGGGGCAUAAGUUGUUAAUAAUAGUUGUAUAACUAUUUUUAAAAAGAAUUUGCAAACUAAUAAUACGAAAGUCUAGUUUUAUUUGCCUAUAAUUUACCAUUUAGACAAGGCCAAUAAGUACAUUAAAUAUAAAUAUUAAUAUAAAUACACAUUUAGAUAAAUCGAGAUAUAUAUAAAGAACGAUAUAUACUAAUAAUAUGAACCAUUAUUGGAUAGCAAUUAUUAAUUGUUUUUUAAGCAAGAGUAGCGGACAUUGCACAACUAACAGCAAAACUAGAAAACAGUUUGCAAACAUUGCGGGCAGUCAAAUUUUAACAAAACACACGCAGACAUAUAUAAGUACAUAUCAGUUUGGCAAAAAAUAAUAAUAAUGGUAAAAUAAUGAAAAGCAUAAUCGUGUCAUAUACAGACAUACACAACUCCAAGCAAUUUAACUGAGAGGAAUAAAUUACGAAAUAAAAACGUUCCCUUGUUUUUUUCCGUUCAUUACUCACCAUUUCAUUGGAUUUUUUUUUGUGGUUUCCACCUUUUUACAUUAUUUUGGUUACAACAAUGACAAUCGUGAUACUAAUUGUAGUUGUUUACACGACGAUGAUGCAAAAUGCACAAGUAAAAUAAUAAUAAUAAUGAUAUUGAUAAAUAAACUAUUGAAUGAGACAAAGUGGACAAAUGAAUUAUGGCAAAACAAACACUCUGAAAAAGCUGCUGGUAUUGCAAUAUUUUUUACCAAACCAAUAUUUUAACCAGCCAGGUCCCGAAAACAAAACAAAAUCCCAAAUGGAAUUUUUAUCAAAUAAUAUUGUACAUAUAUAGCAAACGGAAUGGAAUGUUCAUUAUGUUUAUUCAAGCCAGCGUUUAUUUCCAAUUAUUUUUUCAUUUAAUACACAGCGGCUAAAAAAUACGAAAUUUAAACAAAUGGAGAAGUUAAAGUAGUGAAUGAAAUACUGAAAAUGAAUAUCGAUACAGAAAAUUGAAUAUGAAAUAAAGAUAAAAAUGCUAGAAAUAUUAA
Messenger RNA from Drosophila subpulchrella, 6131 nucleotides. Its product is annotated as chaoptin. The record is from RefSeq and is a predicted model, not a curated record. Gene Ontology annotation, cellular component: extracellular matrix. Gene Ontology annotation, molecular function: protein binding. The coding region runs from base 388 to 4419 and encodes 1343 amino acids. NCBI's taxonomy places the organism in Eukaryota, Metazoa, Arthropoda, Insecta, Diptera, Drosophilidae. The transcript has 7 exons.